Messenger RNA from Lates calcarifer (barramundi perch), 3618 nucleotides. RefSeq names its product family with sequence similarity 110 member C (gene fam110c). Lineage: Eukaryota; Metazoa; Chordata; Actinopteri; Centropomidae. The record is from RefSeq and is a predicted model, not a curated record.
CAGUCGCUUGAGUAAAUGAGCCGAUACAGAAUAGCAAAGAGUUAGAGUUCAUAGUAAAGACAGUCAGGUCUCUCAGUGGGAGAUCAUGUAAGAUUUUGUCUUGUAUUGAGCAACAAGGAUAAAAGACCACAUUUCCUACAGGACAAGAAGGGGGGGGGAAAUGCAGCAGUGUCAGCUUUCACUGUUCUCACUUGUGAUGGUAUCAGGUGUACUUUGAACGGGCUUGUGUUUGGUUAAAACUAGCCUCGAACAGGAUGGGUGGGGUAGUGGGAUGUGUGUUUGAACAGACAAGGUAAAAUCUGCCGGGAUACGUGCUCAGGCAAAGAACGGGCUUGAAUGGAAUCUUUUACCUCGAAAUGCUUGAGAGUUGCACACUGAAGGAUUACCCACCCUUUGGGAAAUUACUGAUUUGAAUGUUCAUUAAAGCCACAAUGGAGGCAACCAGUGACACCACAAAAAUCCUGGAGAAGGGUCCUGAAUACCUUCGAAAACAAAUGGAACUUGAGAGUGAGACGAAAGGACGCAUGAGUGCUGUGGAGAGGCUGGCUGCAAGCAAACCGAAAUAUGUGAAAAGCCAGCAGGUGGUCAACUCAACACAGGAGCCAGUGAUAAGUCUCGGGUCGGCGUCAGUGAGCAGCACUGGGUCUUCUAACCGGAGCUCAAACCGUGAUGGGAAUUUUGGAACAGGGAGUAACUCGACACAGGCUACAUGUGGUACACAAACCUGCUCACCAGGGCAGGUACGGCGAUCCAGCUCUAAAAAACGACCAGACUCUCUCUUACUUUACAGGCAGAAGUGUGAGUUACUGAGAGGCGCAGCGAACGAUCGGAAACACCAUAUAACACGUAAGUUGCUGCUUAACUCUGUCAAUAAAAAUGUUCCAUUACUUGAGGCGGCAGAUAAGGAAUGUGAGUCUGAAGGCAACACUGAAAAAAUCACCACACCUGAGGGAACAGCAAAGGAAUGUAGCCCACAUGUAGUCGUCUCCCAGUCAGAGCAGAGGAGGAGGGAUGGCGUAGCAGAACAACCAGCAAUGUAAAGCAGUGAUUCUAGGACAAAGGUAACAGCUGGUCUCCUAGCUGUUCCUCAGUGUGAAAAACUCAAGAGAUCGGGGAAAGGGGUCAGCCGUUCUCACUCUGACAUCAGCUCCAGGUACUCCAAAAACUUUGCAGACUUUGAAGCUUUUUUCAAGUACUGCGGGCUUGAUGGCGAAGUCAUCGAGUCUUUGGGAAAAGAGAACUUCUCGGCGCGAUCAGAUGAAAUUGCAAUAAACAUCCGGAGCAUCAGCGUCUCCACAUCAGAUGACGGCUUUUCCAGGAGCAGCGGCGGCAGCGAUGGCUUGCUGGAGGAUGAGUUACAAAAAAAGAUGCGCCAGGGGACAUCAGUUAUUGAGCGCAAUGCACGAAUUAUCAAGUGGCUGUACAGCUGCAAAAAUGCCACAGAGACUGGGAAAAAGUUGCGAGACCUUAAUUGAGAUAACUUCUCUUUCUACAGAACUCGAUUCUUACACAAGACUGUUGUAUAGAUGAUACAUUUUAUCUUUUUAUCACAUUUUACUGCAGGCCACACAUCCAAAAACUCUGAAAAAGAUGAAAUGUUCAUGUACAGAGAUCUCAACUGCAGUGCAUGCGUGCGUGUGUGUGUGUGUGUGUGUGUAUACCUGUGUGUGUACAUGUGGCUUACAUGUACUUAUGGGCGCCUAAAUGAUGUCUUCUUCUGUCUUUGUGCAAACUAUAUAUGUGUGUGCCAAGUUGAGCUAAGGCCUCUGAGAGCAAAUGAAGAUUUAGAGGGUUUGCUGCUGUUCAAAUCUUGCACACAGCUACCUGCCUGUGUUCUCUGUCAUGCAGGGGUAAGGUCAAAUGCACAGAAACACCCUGAUGAAAACACACAGACACAGAAAUGUUAUUUUCCUAACAAAAUAUUUCAAAAAUGUUUACUUGUACUUCAGUCUGUCAAACUGCAUUCUACACAGUUUUAUCACACAGUAGCAAAUGAGAAUGCGGUUCUGUAUUAAAGAUCAAACUUUGUGCAUGUGUAUAUGCACACUUGAAGACACACACCAUGACACACAAAUCUAGAGGAGUCCAUAGAUUUCAAUUUCAGCAGCAGGUCAUCAACUAAAAACAAUUUGAACCCAGUUCAAUUACUAGUAGUGUUUAAUUUUUUGUAUCUGAAUACAUAAUGUUUUUGCUCAAAUAAUUUGGUACCACCUUCUAAUAAGGAAACUUUAAUAAAAAGUUUAGAAUGAUUUAUUCACUAUUACUAAAGCUAUUGCGACCAGUGGCUUUAGUAAAGGUUAAUAAAUCCCAUGAUCUAUAGGUCUGUUAUAAACUGCUAAUAAGAGCAAAUUUGGGGUUGCCAGGUUGGCAACUGCAAAUUUAAAAAUUUAAUUAUGCAAUUACAAAUGUUGUUAAUCCAUAAAUAGACAUGUAAUAAAUUGAUUUUAGUUAAGACUCUCUACAAGGGAAGCAGCAACCCAAAAAUUUCUCUUUUUAACGGCUUAUACCUAAUGAAUAAAAUGGGUGACUUAUUAGAAAGUGGUACCAAUAAUUCUAGGCUCAUGUUAGCAUUGUUUUUUUUUUAAUAAUGAUGAUAAUGAUGUUCAUAAAUUAUGUUCUUCAGCAGGGCCUGAAAAUGGCCUCAAAUCUCUUAAUCAAUUAUGUAACCUGCCUCUUAAGAUCAUAAUCCAAUUAGUGUUCUCCCUAUUUCUCUUCAGGUGAAAAGUGUACAUUCCAUUACAUUUACAGAACCAACACACACACAACACAGUUUCAUAUUUAAAAAUGUCAGUACGAGAGCUGAGCUCCUUACAUGUUAUUGUGGUCAUUUGUUUCCUAUUGGCAGUAAUAAACAAGUAAAAUCAUUACAUUUAACUGCAGCCAGACUAAAAAGCUUGAAGGAUGUGGUUAUUUUGCAGCCAGGGAAUCAGUUGGUUCCUGAGUCCUGUGUGAGAGGAAUGUACCUGAUAAUCUGAUGGGCUUAUGUCCAGUGACCCGUUGAAACUGUAUCUCCACUUCCCGCCCUUUCUCUGCCUGCUUUGUCUCUUUACCACUUUCUCUCUCUUUCUGUCUUUUAGCCAACUUUCUUUUGUUGAUCAAAGCUCAGAGGGUGAGCAUGAGUGGGGAAAAAAGCUAUUCACUGUGUCUAAUUUACCACACUCUGUUUCUUUCUAACACAGACAGAAAACACAUAACACAUAAUGUAGUUACACAUGACUCUGCUACACUCCACUGUUGUGGACACACCUUACACUUCCCCAGAGUCUUCUCACAUCAGGGCAAGUCAUGUCCUGUCCUCUUCACUUGUGUGUUGCUUGAACUCAAAGUGAUUUCUUACUAUUCAGCUGAUGGUUCAGUUACAAAUAUGGCACUAAACACUUGCAUCUUGAGUGUAGAAUAUGUGAUUAGCGACUGAAAAUAUGCAUUGUUUGCUUGUAUCUUCUUUCAUUGGGAUUUUUUCAUGUAAAGGUGUUACUAUGCUUUCUGACAUCUUUCCCACAGCCUGAAAUAGCAGUAAUAACUGUAAUAACAGUAAUAACUCCUUACCCAAACCAAGGUUUUACACUGAAGUACUGUAACGAUUAUAAAACUGCUACACAAAUAAAGUUGUUAAUGAUU